AUGGCACCGCCAGAUUUCCGCCGUCCGUUCAAGAGAGCGGCGGUCUCCGAUCAACAGAGGCGUCGAGAGUUGACAUUAGAGAGGCAAGCGCAGUCCCGACAUGAUGCCCAGCAGCGAGUGCGUAAUUUGGCAUCCACCAUUAUCUCUCUUCAAUCUCAAGAACCCGAUGAUGCUGAUGUUGUGCUCGAACCCUACCUGGAAGAAUCUGAAGCUCCGCCGAAGGAGCUCGAUAUCCGGAGGGCGUCUAGGAUGAGAGGAGAGCAAGUUCGCAAUUGGUUCGCCAGACAGCUGAUGCUUCCGGAAUGGAUGAUUGACAUACCCGAUAACUUGAGUCAAGACUGGUACGUCUUCGCCAGGCCGGCAGGGAAGCGCUGCUUCGUCGUUGCCUCAAAUGGAACGACGGUUAGCAGGCAACGGAACGGGUCGAUCUUGCAUUGUUUCCCUUCUGCUCUCCCAAACGGGGCGAAGACGAGAGAACCAUCAGGGCCUGCACAUUCCUAUUCCAUUCUCGACUGCAUAUUUCACGAGGGCGAUCAAACAUACUAUGUGAUAGACAUGGUUUGCUGGGGAGGCUGCUCUUAUUACGACUGCCCGGCCGACUUCAGGUUCUACUGGCUGAAUUCCAAGCUUGAGGAGAGCGGGGCAUCUGGCCCUCCUUCCUAUUACCAUAAAUACAGAUUCAGCGCAGUCACCCAUGAGAAGGGUCUGCCUGCUGCAUAUACAGAUGCAACGCCUUAUGUUAAAGACGGUUUGCUUUUCUAUAACAAGCAUGCACAUUAUCAAAGCGGGAAUACGCCCCUGGCAUUAGUAUGGAAGGAUGUCAAAUGUAGUCAAUAUGUUCUUGACACAGACAGCACCGGUCAGGUGCCGGACCAACAACAGGUGGUAUUGGAACUACAAGAGGAUGGAAAUCUGAUUACAUCAGAUGAUCCUCCCAUCAUCUUUGCCCGUCUGAAUUCAGAGUUCAUCCAACAGUUAGGCCUGCAUUCCGGGAAUUUUGUGCGCUGUGCAAUUAAUGAUGGUGGGUUAAGCUUUGUGGAAGGUAAGCUUGAGAAAGCAGAUCUAAAGUAUAUUGGGAAGUGCAGUCGAGGACGUGCUUUUGCAGAUAGUUAUUCGAAGGUUGUGUUUCAGCAUAUGGCUAGGCAUUCUCCGCUGACCUAUGAUGAUCUGCUAGUUGCUGCUAACAAAGCACCUUCAGAUGUCGAGAUGGCAGGCUGA
Linum trigynum is the source of this 1218-nucleotide messenger RNA. Lineage: Eukaryota; Viridiplantae; Streptophyta; Magnoliopsida; Malpighiales; Linaceae. The record is from the annotation of a GenBank genome assembly.